CUGCUGUCACUCAGCAUCUCCUCCCCCCUGCUAAUGCAUCAGGCUGCUGGUGGUGGAUGUGCAGCACACCGCCUUCUUCCAUCCAGCGACGAGCCAGCAGCAGCGCCUUGAACCAGAAAACGCUUGUGUUCGCUUCCAAAACCGUCAAAAUGACCCGCGGCGUGAUGGGGGUGCUGGCCCGCUGUCGCUAGCUAGCUCAAGGCGGACCCAUUCCGUCCAUUCCUUCCUCCACUCAAGCGGCUGCUCGCUGCAGGCUGCCCCGACAGAGGGAGGCGUCGCUGGGCUAGACUUGGCAAGGGCUAACCGUGGAGCUAACUUUAGCUAGCUGUUAGUGAUAACGGGGUUGUAGCAGCGAGACUUGAGCUAACAUUUCAUCUCCCCGGGCGUUAGUGUUCUGCUAGCCGGCGACACCGCAGUAAUAAGCGACGGUUGUCGGCAUUGGAUGUACGCCGUCUCCCGAAGAGGGAAAAAAAGCAGAAUUAAGUUUGUAUUUUAAACCCGACUGUGGUUAUUAUUAUUUUUUAUUUUUUAUGAAUAAGAAGAGAGAAGAAAGGUAGAGCAUCUCCCGGAGACCACCUUAUCCGAGAAGCAGGGCCACAAGUGGCGGCUUGGAGCUCGGCUAGCAGGGGGGGUACAACUUGACAGCGAGGCCCGGGUUGAAGCUACUCCUCCCCUCCCCCUUCCUCCUCCACCACCUCCUCCUCCUCCCCGGCCCGGUCCACUAGUCCCGUCCUGCACGACCUGCAAGACCACCCUGCACCCCUCCUCCGCCUUCUCCUCGCCCGCCCGCCCGAGAUCCACAGAAUCGGCCGGGGGAGAAAGCUAAAAAACCGCCCGGCGAGGCGAGUGUUUUUCUGGAUCCAAAGCGGGACUGCCCAAAAAAAGGCAAGACGGGAGGAUGACUCUGGAGUCCAUGAUGGCUUGCUGCCUGAGCGAGGAGGCGAAGGAGUCGAAGCGGAUCAAUGCCGAAAUUGACAAACAACUUCGCCGAGACAAGCGAGAUUCCAGGAGGGAGCUGAAAUUACUUCUCCUCGGUACGGGCGAAAGCGGCAAGAGUACCUUCAUCAAGCAGAUGAGGAUCAUCCACGGCGCCGGCUACUCCGACGAGGACAAGAGGGGCUUCAUCAGACUCGUUUACCAAAACAUCUUCACCUCCAUGCAGGCCAUGAUCCGGGCCACAGAGAACCUGAAGAUCCCCUACAAAUACGAACAGAAUCGGUCCAACGCCAUGCUGGUGAAAGAAGUGGACAUCGAGAAGAUCAACGGCUUUGACCAGCCUUACAUCACGGCUAUCAAAAGCCUGUGGGCCGACCCCGGGAUCCAAGAGGCCUACGACCGCCGCCGGGAGUACCAGCUCUCUGAUUCGACGAAAUAUUAUCUUAGCGAUUUAGACCGUGUGACUGCGGACGGAUACGUCCCCACCCAGCAGGAUGUGCUCAGGGUCCGUGUCCCCACCACGGGCAUUAUUGAGUACCCAUUUGAUCUGGAGAAUGUCAUCUUCAGGAUGGUGGAUGUUGGGGGUCAGAGGUCAGAGAGGAGGAAGUGGAUCCACUGCUUUGAGAAUGUCACUUCCAUCAUGUUCCUGGUGGCCUUGAGCGAGUACGACCAGGUCCUGGUAGAGUCUGACAACGAGAACCGCAUGGAGGAGAGUAAAGCUCUGUUCAGGACGAUCAUCACCUACCCGUGGUUUCAGAACUCCUCCGUCAUCCUCUUCCUGAACAAGAAGGACCUGCUAGAGGAGAAAAUCUCGUACUCGCACUUGGUGGACUAUUUCCCAGAGUUCGAUGGUCCCCAGAGGGAUCCGCAAGCGGCACGGGAGUUCAUCCUGAAGAUGUUUGUGGACUUAAACCCCGACAGUGACAAGAUCAUCUACUCUCACUUCACGUGUGCCACGGACACGGAGAACAUCCGCUUUGUGUUUGCGGCCGUCAAAGACACCAUCCUACAGCUCAACCUCAAAGAGUACAACCUGGUGUGAACGAGGAGGGGUCGCGGGGGGGCGGAUCGCAGCGCUCAUGUUGCACAAAAGGCACACUUUUAUUAUUUUUUUUAUUUUUAUUUUUUUUAGGAGUGCGCUCGACUUUCCAUCACCAUGCUCACGCAAGUACACCCCGCCCUCUUCCCACCACACACACACACACACACACACACACACACACACACACACUUUUUUGUUGUCUUGAUCCAAUUCUCUUGCGUCCUUCUUCCUUCCCGCCUCGAUGGGCCUGGCAACUCUCACACGGUGACUGAAAGGAACGUCGGUGCUUAUUUUUGUUUGUGUGUGUGUGUGUGUGUGUGUGUGUGUGUGUGUGUGUGUGUGUGUGUGUUUGUUUGUGAACCCCUUCCCGGAACCAUGCCGCCGUGGAACGCCACCACUGGGACGAGGAUUUGGGUCUCCUCCACCUCACGUCUCUGAAUGUACCCACCAGUGUGAUUGCAAAAAAAAAAACAAAAAGCCCCAAAAAAAGUAAAAAUAGAACUCUGCAAUGUAAAUGUAUACGUAAACACAUUUAAGACAAAAAAAAAAGCACGAGAGCGGGCGGGGGAAAGAAAAUCUGUUUUUAUCGCUGUUUUUAACGGUAGGCUACUAUUUAGCAAAUCAUGGCUAAAAGGAGGAAAAUAUUUUUAAAAAUCUACAUCGUGAUAAGUAUCCUUUUUGGAGUUUUUCUGUUGUUGUUGCUUUGUUUAAUCGCACUGCUUCCUUCCUCCAGAUAUUUUGUGUAUGCAUUUACAGCAGGGGUGUCCAAAGUGCAGCCCGGCUUGUUUUGUAUCGGCUAAAAAUACAACAAAUUCAUUUCUAACCAGCGAAGACAAAAAAAUACAAAAAUUUGGACACCCCUGACUAUUAACAGGGACAAUCAUGUGACCCGCCGCUUUUAUUUUUGAAAGUAAACAUUUUCUUUCUACAGUAUAACGCCGUCCAAUCAGACGCUUCCUGUCGCAUUAUAUCAGGAUAUGCUUCUGUUUUUAUGGUUAUUAUUUUGUUUGUUUUACUGUAUAGUCACUUUGUGUUUAAAAAGAAAAAAAAUGAAAAAAGAUUGCUUGCUAUUUGAGUGAUGAGAGGAAAAGGGGCGGGGCUACAAACCUUUCACUGACACACUCUCUGACGUCUGUGUAUAUUUGUUUGUAAAUACAUAUACACAACACUGAUGUACAAAGAAUAUGCUCUGUGGUACACCAUCUUUGGCAAAAAAUAAAAAUAAAAAAUAGAAAAAGUGUCUUGGGUGGGUUAGCGUACGGUUAUUUUUUUUCCCUAUGGUAGUAUUAAUACUGGCAUGGUAGCAUUAAUACUGUCAUGGUAGCAUUAAUACUGUCAUGUUAGUAUUAAUACUGUCAUCAUGGAUUUUAUUGACUUGAUUAAAGCGGACGUCACAGAGCUGAGUGGGGGGAAAAAAUAGCAUAAAACAAAUAAAGAAGCAGCAAUCUUUACGGUAUGGUGACAAUUUUAAGAUGAAUUCAAGUUUUUUUUUUUUAUUUAUCUAAUUUAUGGACCAGGUUUGAAGGUGUUGAUAAUUUCGACUGCUUUUGAUUCUGUCAUGUGUUAAUAAUAAUAAUAAUAAUAAUAAUAACGCGCUCCCUUUUUUUCUCACGACGGAGCCUACUUGAGUCUGAACUGCUGUUAAAAAAACAAAAAAAACAAAACAAGAAAAAAUAAUGAAUGUCUGGUAUUGUAAGGAUUUUAGUAUUUCUUGCUUUCUAUUUGGGACAAUUCCAUUUGUACUUGGCCAUCAUGGCGUCUCCAUCCACCGUCAUGCAUUUCCUUUAGGAGCCCUCACCUUUUAUUUACAAAAAGGGUGUGUUUCCUCUAGGUUUUUCUAUAUAUACAGUAUGUGUGUGUGUGUGUGUGUGUGUGUCUAUACACACACACACACACACACACAUAUAUGGAGAGAAGGAGAGAGAGAGCGACAGCGCUGUAAUGCUUACCUAGACAAUGUACAAACAUAAGUGGAUUUUUUUCUAAUCUCGAUUGAAUUUGGCAAUCCGUGCGUGCUAUUUAGUUUUGUUUUUCAUUUCCAGUGUAUUGAGGCUUGCUUUGGUAGUGCCAGUGAAGUGCAGAUAUACCUUUUUUUCAGUCUUCUUCAGGUGACUUUAAUCCCUCAUUCUCAUUAAGGGCUAUCACAGUGGGGAGCACAGGACUACACGCAUCGCUCGUCCUUUUGUGCAGAAAUGGAGAUGACUUUUCUCUCUCUGUGUGUGCGUGUGUGUGAUAUAUAAGAGGCAGAAUGUUAAUGCAAACCCAAAAUGGUGUAUGUUGUGACAGUUUACACACAACGCUGUUUUUUUUUUUUUUUUUUUUUACUAAGUUGGACUGAAGGGGGCCCUGGUUUUGUGCGGUGCUAUCCGUGAAAAUAGAAGAAAAAAAAAACACUACAGCAACAAUACUACAGUAUUGCAUGUUUUCCCAAUGUUGCCAAGAAGCUGACACUCAAAAAAUGUGAUGUUCCAUAUUUUUUUUUUUUUUUACUAUAUAUAUAUAUAUAUAUAUAUAUAUAUAUAUAUAUAUAUAUAUAUAUACAUACAUAUUAUUGUGUGUGUGCACUAAUUAACUGUUCUCAUGCAGUGUUUCCCGUACAGUGGCCCGCCACAGAUACAUUUGACGCUACCUGGUCACCCUCGCUCGUAAACACACUAGAACGCACCUAGACAGCCGGAGAAUAAGAAGACGUUGCAAAAGGGCUUUGGUUAGAGCAUGGGUGUCCAAUGUGCGGCCCAUGGCUGUUUUUUUUUUGUUUGUUUUGUUUUCAUACUGGCCCUCGGCACAUUCCGAAAAUACAAUUCAACAGGAAAACAACGGCAAAAAAAAAAAAAUUAAAAAGCAUUCAUUUGACUGUCAAAAUAUUAUGAGAAAAAAGACAUUAGGAGAAAAAAAGAGCGAGAAGGAAAUUGUAAUAUUUGAAAAAAAAAUAACAGCAAAAAUAGAAAAAAACAAACAAAAAAAAAAACAAGUUCACAAGAAAAAAAACAAAGAAUAAAGUUGCAUUUUUAGGAAAUUUUGGGUGGGUCAGACUUUUAAUGUUACGAUAAAGUCAAAAUAUUAUGAACAUAAAGACAUAAUGUUAAGAGGGAAAAAAAUUUACCGGAAGAAAUAUUUGUCAAAUGAAAUGAAUACAUCGAAAACGGCCAAAACAAGUAGUCGUUUAUGCUUGUUUAUGGCCUAUUGGUACUCCAAAAAAUGCAUAGUUAAGCAAAUUUUAUGUAUUUCUGGCCUAAAAUAAGCAUUAAAAAUAGCUAAAUGAACUGAAACACCAAAAUAUAAGGCGUUCAGAAGAUGCAUUCAAAUACAUGUUGCUAUGUCAUAUCCUACACUGGUCACUAGGUGUCAGUAAUGUUACACUGAUGACGCAAUAGCCACAGCAGGGAGUACUCUGCGAUAAUGUGGUUCCCAAUGCUAACUUAUGAGCCUGUAUUAUGUCUCAUUUAUAUCUUAAAUGGGUUAUUUUCUCUUAGUUUGUCUACUGUAUUGGUAAUAGGAGUGUAAAGGUGACUAUAGGGGUGUUAAUUCAUGUCUUGAGGGCUCUAAUAUUGUUAAAAAAACGUACUUAGAAAGUCGUAAACAGGUUUUCUGUGAAAAUAUUCUAUUUACAAAUUGGCGGUCCGAGGGAUGACUGUUUUUAUCUUUGUGGCCAUUUGUGCAAAUUUCCACCCACUCCCUCCCCACCCCCACUGCCACAAAUAGAUUGCAGUCCCAUGGGAAACACUGUCAUGACUAUUUUAUUUUGUGCCACUCACCCCCCCCAAUUUUCCAACAUUCUUGUCAUUCUUGUUGAUUCAAAGUGGAAAAACUGACAAUAUGAUGCUGACAUUUCCUUAAAGGCCUUGAACUUAACAUUGAACAAAGUUUCCCAAACUGCGUGUCGGGCCCCCAAAAUGGGUCGCUGAUUGUAAAAAAAAAAAAAAAAUUGUUUUUGCAUCAAGCAGGAAUUUUGCAGUGAAUUCACACCCUUUUAUGUUCCUUAGCAUUCAUUUAUCCACAGUAUAUGUCAAUCUGAUAAUAUAUCAUGUAUUUGCAUACGUUUGGGGACCCUAUGGGGUCUUGAGCUGCAAAAGUUUGUGAAACCUUGCUUCUUUCUGUCAAAUAGGGUGCAAUUUAUCGUGACAAACCUUUGGUAACGGGAAGUGUUUGCUGAUUAUGCUCAUCGCUAGCUGGGGUACGUCAAACCAAAGGCGGCUGCUGCUGCCCCUGCACAGGAUGAAAAUUUAAAAGUGUUAGAAACUGACGACAAAAUGAGGCUUGCCAAAUAAACCUGCCCAUUUUUUUACCCCUCCUUGUUUAAAAUGACCCUACAGUGCAGACUAGGCGUCCUGACGAGGGUCCGCUUGCGCCAGGGGUAUACAGUACAGUACUUCUUGUUUUGCUCGUGAGCAGUGUUGCACAGUGGUGUACUAUUUUUAUUUGAUUUUUUAUUUUCUGGCACAUUUCUUUAUAUGAUAUAUCGGAACAUGUAAUGAGCUGGAAAGAGGGAAGGUGUUUGCAUGACACUUCAAAUCUUUCCGCAGAAAGACUAUUGUGUGUUUAUUUUCCUAUAUUUGUUGCCUUUUAAUAAUAAGAAUAAUAAUAAUGCUGAUUUUUUUGGGGGGGAGGGGGGUGGAACUCACAAAAAACUUGCAGCAUGUUCCCUUUUUUAUUCCUGCUUUAUAUCCUUUAAAAACACACACACACACACGACCAGACUCAGUGUUUCCCAUAAACUCAUUUAUCUGUGGCGGCACACCUUGAAUACAUUUGUACCGCCACAGAUACAUUUUAAAAAAUGAUCAUUUUUUUUAAAGGUAUACUCAGAUUAACUGUGCAUUGUACAUUACAUAAACAUCAAGAAUGUUUUUUUUUUUUUUUUUUUAAAUCGCUCAUGUGCAUUAUAUGUCUACCGCCACACGAAAUCAAACCAACACCCGCAAGUCAUGAACUCCAUGUCCCGGUGUUACGACCCGACGCCACGGACAGAUCGCAGUCCUGUGGGAAACACUGAGACGAUGCCAUGCAGUAUACGCUUCUUACGGGCCACUUGCAUUUCUCCCACACGCUUAAGGAAUUGUGAAGCGGUGUAUGAAAUGUUUCCGUUUGCUACGUCAAACAAUGUAAAUGAUGUAUUAUACUGAGUGUGCCAACCCCCACUCUUUCUAGAGCCAGGCUCUCUCUCUUUAAGUGCCAACACCGGUCGUCAUCACACGGCCGCACACCCUUCCUCCUGCCCUUUUUAAAUAAUAAUAUGAAUAAUGAAACACCAGAGUCUAAAGAAAUAGAUUAAGUUCAUAAAGACUAUAUUCUAUAUUUAAGAUUUAAAAACGUAAAGAAUAAUCUGCUGUUUUGGGUUGGUGUUUUUUUUUAGUUUUCUUUUUUUUUUUUUUUUUAAGCUAAUUAUAAUUGCAUGUGCUCUUUCUUAUUUUGUGUCACAAAGUGAGGGCUUGGAUGUGUCCGCUGACGUCUAACAGGGGCUGCAGUCGGGCCAGGUUAUGGAUUUAUUGAUUUUACAUGACUCUUCUUGCCAUAUUUUCUUGUUGUUGUUGUUUUUUUAAUGUGUUUUCAUGUAUUUUGUUUUUUUCGACCACUGUUGCCUGAUCCUCAUUCAAAAACAUGACGUAUGAUCAUUGCCGCCUUCUAAGAGAGAAACAUAAUGACAAGGUUAUCUGUUUUAAAAUUGAAAUAAAUUUUGUUCCUAUACUUGCUGA
Dunckerocampus dactyliophorus (ringed pipefish) is the source of this 7671-nucleotide messenger RNA. It is a transcript of the gene gna11b, whose product is annotated as guanine nucleotide binding protein (G protein), alpha 11b (Gq class). Gene Ontology annotation, molecular function: G-protein beta/gamma-subunit complex binding; GTPase activity; guanyl nucleotide binding. The transcript is spliced from 7 exons. The coding region runs from base 899 to 1978 and encodes 359 amino acids. Gene Ontology annotation, biological process: phospholipase C-activating dopamine receptor signaling pathway; adenylate cyclase-modulating G protein-coupled receptor signaling pathway; action potential. Gene Ontology annotation, cellular component: heterotrimeric G-protein complex. The record is from RefSeq and is a predicted model, not a curated record. NCBI's taxonomy places the organism in Eukaryota, Metazoa, Chordata, Actinopteri, Syngnathiformes, Syngnathidae.